Salvelinus namaycush (lake trout) is the source of this 1290-nucleotide messenger RNA. Its product is annotated as vertebrate ancient opsin-like. The coding region runs from base 1 to 1290 and encodes 429 amino acids. Gene Ontology annotation, cellular component: membrane; photoreceptor outer segment. NCBI's taxonomy places the organism in Eukaryota, Metazoa, Chordata, Actinopteri, Salmoniformes, Salmonidae. The transcript is spliced from 4 exons. Gene Ontology annotation, biological process: G protein-coupled receptor signaling pathway; visual perception. Gene Ontology annotation, molecular function: G protein-coupled receptor activity. The record is from RefSeq and is a predicted model, not a curated record.
AUGAUUGUGCCCAACGUGAGCCUCAACGGCUGCACAAGGACCAAUAGCGCGCUGUGCGCGGGUGCUGGAGACAGGAAUCUGGAAGCGUCAUACCGCACCACCCUAAGCCCGACCGGGAACCUAAUAGUCGCUGUGUGUUUGGGCUUUAUCGGUACCUUCGGAUUCCUCAACAACCUACUGGUUCUCGUCCUCUUCUGCCGCUACAAGGUGCUGCGCUCGCCUAUCAACCUGCUACUAAUGAACAUUUCCUUCAGCGAUCUGCUUGUGUGUGUGGUGGGCACUCCGUUCAGUUUCGCGGCAAGUACGCAAGGAAGAUGGCUCAUAGGAAAAAGUGGAUGUGUAUGGUACGGCUUUGCCAAUUCACUAUUUGGCAUCGUGUCCCUCAUCUCCCUGGCCGUGCUCUCCUACGAGCGCUACAGCACCAUGAUGGGCCCAACCAAGGCAGACUCCACCAACUACCGGAAGGUAGCCUUGGGCGUCGCUUUCUCCUGGUUCUACUCCUUGAUGUGGACCCUGCCGCCACUCUUCGGCUGGAGCCGCUACGGCCCCGAGGGGCCCGGUACCACAUGUUCCGUGGACUGGAAGGCCAAGAGUGCCAACAAUGUCUCGUACAUCCUCUGCCUCUUUGUUUUCUGCCUCAUCAUCCCCUUCCUGGUCAUAGUCUACUGCUAUGGUAAGCUGUUGUAUGCAAUCAAACAGGUUAGCGGCAUCAACACAGCUAUGAGCAGGAAGAGGGAGCACCGUGUUCUUGUCAUGGUAGUCGCCAUGGUGCUAGUGUACCUGAUGUGCUGGGUGCCCUACGGGGUCAUGGCCUUGCUGGCCACCUUCGGACGCCCCAGCCUGGUCACCCCUGAGGCCAGCAUCGUGCCGUCGGUCUUGGCCAAAACCAGCACGUUCAUCAACCCCGUUAUCUAUAUCUUCAUGAACAAGCAGUUCUACAGGUGCUUCCGAGCCCUGCUGAGGUGCCAAGAGCCCCAGAGGGGUUCCAGCGUCAGGAGCUCCUCCAAGGCGCCGACCAAAGCUGUCCGUGGUGGCACCCACAAAACCAACGACAACAACAUCACCUUCGAGGUGGCCUCCCUCGGGCAGCCCACCAGCGUCGUCCCCCAGCUGGGGAACGCAACUGUGUACGCAGCUGUCCCCGCUUCCUCUGACAUGGUCAAGCCCAACAUGGUGUCGCUAGUGGCCCACUACAACGGCGAAGGUCUGGGGCCGUCAGGGGUUACGACCUCUAGGAACCAAUUACAGGGAGGGGAGGUGGAUCCAGAGGGGCCGUCAAAGUGGAUUUAG